Molecule: messenger RNA, 1190 nt
Organism: Puntigrus tetrazona (Sumatra barb)
Lineage: Eukaryota; Metazoa; Chordata; Actinopteri; Cypriniformes; Cyprinidae
Product: serine/threonine-protein kinase pim-3-like
Biological process (GO): regulation of mitotic cell cycle; negative regulation of apoptotic process; protein autophosphorylation
Cellular component (GO): cytoplasm
Molecular function (GO): protein serine/threonine kinase activity; ATP binding
Source: RefSeq, a predicted model, not a curated record
UGUUUGUCUGUUAAUAGGCCAUAUUCGCAACAAAUAUAAAAUCGGCCAGAAGCUGGGUGAAGGAGGAUGUGGCAGUGUUUACGGAGGGAUUCGCUGCAUGGAUGGACUUGAGGUAUACAUUUUCUUCACUUAAAAACAACACGUCUGUUCAGGAUUUAUGACUGGAGUGAUAUCAGCUAUCUGCAUGUGCUAAUUGUUCAUCUUAAUUUGUUUUGUUGAUUAGGUGGCUGUGAAAUGUUCAAAGAAGUUUCCAGACAUGUCAUCUAUCCGAGUGGUGAGUAGACUGCGUUCCCUGUCUUAGUAUUGUCUCUUAGUCACUGUUUUCAGUUUAUUCAUGUUAACCAAAGACAAACUGUUUUGAUUUGUGAAGUCUUAAGGAAACCACUUCCGUCUAAGCAUCAUGUUUUCUUUCUUUUAGCCUGGUCAACCCAAACGUGUCCCCAUGGAGGUUGGCCUGAUGCUCAUGGCCAUUGAUGGCCCCAGCUUUCCCCAGAUAAUUGAGCUGCUUGACUGGGAGGACGACGAAGACCACUAUGUAAUGGUCAUGGAGCGCCCCGUGCCUUGCGUGGACUUGUUCACUUUUCUCCAUGACUAUGGAGGAAGCCUUGAUGAGGGGACGGCACGAAAGAUCAUGCGGCAGGUCAUUAAUGCGGCUAAAACUUGCUGCGCGCGUGGCGUCUUCCAUCGGGAUAUAAAGCUGGAGAACGUCCUGGUGAACCAGGACACCUUAGAGGUCAAAUUAAUUGACUUUGGGUGCGGUGCGCUCAUGAAGAGAUCUGCCUUCAAAGUCUUCUGUGGCACACAAGAGUACUGUCCACCCGAGGUCAGCAUGAAGGGCAGGUACCACGCAAAACCCACUACAGUGUGGACGCUGGGGUUCAUCCUGUAUGAAAUGCUGUGUGAAUGUCCUUCAUCACACGACCGUCACAUGAUCGCUGUGGACCUCUGGAGCAGACCUGGCUUGUCAAAAGAAUGCUGCCAGAUGAUUUCGGAUUGUCUGCAGCCUGAUCCACAGAAGAGACUCAGACUGGAUAAGAUGCAUCUCCAUGAAUGGUUUAAGGUACGGAGUCUUAAGACUAGCUAAGCGUUUUCUUGGUUUAGCUUGAUCGUCAGUCGUCAUUAACUUUAAAGUCAGCUUUUCUCUAAAUGUGAUGUAUUUAGACAAAUAAUGCUGAUUUAUGUUAUGUUUC